Molecule: messenger RNA, 2195 nt
Organism: Bombyx mori (domestic silkworm)
Lineage: Eukaryota; Metazoa; Arthropoda; Insecta; Lepidoptera; Bombycidae
Gene: ae45
Product: alpha-esterase 45
Source: RefSeq, marked provisional
AGUGUAGUUUCAACUUUCAACAGCCAGUAACGUCACGUCAGUUGUUGGAACUGACGCAUGACGUGUCCAAGCAAAAAACAAGUCUUUAAGACGAUUUAAAAUUGUACCCAAUUAAUUAUACAAUCUUCAACGAAUUUAAGCCGUAUCACGAGGGAGUAACGACGAAAUUUACGUUAUUCCGACAUUAAUCCCUGAAAUGGUCAAAGUAAAAGUAACGCAAGGCUGGUUGGAAGGCGAGGUGCUGGAGACCGUGACCGGGUAUAGAAAGUACUAUAGCUUCAAGGGUAUUCCAUAUGCUGAACCUCCCUUAGGAAAACUCAGAUUCAAGGCUCCGCGACCAGCGCUGCCCUGGGAGGGAGUCAAAAAAGCAACACAGCAUGGACCUGUAUGCCCUCAAGUGGACAUCUUCACAGAAAUCCUGAUUCCGGGAAGUGAAGAUUGUCUUUAUUUAAACGUGUACACGCCCGAAAUCAAUUCUGAAACGCUCUUACCAGUCAUGUUCUUCAUCCAUGGAGGUGGUUACAAGAGUGGCUCAGGAAAUGUUGACAAUUAUGGACCCGACUUCCUUGUAGCCCACGGAAUAGUAUUAGUCACGAUUAAUUACAGACUUGACGCAUUAGGAUUCCUUUGCUUGGACACUGAAGAAGUGCCAGGAAAUGCUGGUAUGAAAGACCAAGUAGCUGCUUUAAAGUGGGUUAAAGAGAAUAUUUCAAGUUUUGGUGGAGAUCCAGAUAACAUUACUGUGUUUGGUGAAAGUGCCGGUGGGGCGUCUACAUCUUUCCACGUCAUAUCGCCGAUGUCAAAAGGCUUGUUUAAAAGAGUGAUUUCGAUGAGCGGGGUCCUAUUCUGUGAUUGGUCCAUAGCAUUCGAACCAAGAAGAAGAGCGUUCAAACUUGGACAGCUUUUGGGAAUUGAAACCGAGAAUCCAGAUGAAUUACUCGAAUAUCUACAAAACGUUCCAGUAGAGAAAUUAGUCAAUACAGAUCCUAACAUAAUAACAAUGGAAGAACUACACAAAAAUAUGCUCAAAUUUUAUCAUUUCACGCCAGUUGUCGAAAAAGAUUUUGGUCAAGAACACUUUUUGACACGUGAACCAAUUGAAGUCCUUAAACAUGGAAAUAUUAAUGAUGUAGAUAUGCUAUUAGGUUUCACAAAUGAAGAAGCAAUAAUAGGAAUAACGCUUUUAGAGAAACAUCUAGUGCAUUUGUACAAUAAGUACAUCGAUUUGUUCGCACCUAGGUUGAUAACAAUUAAGGCGACACCAGAUAAAGUCUUAGAAAUAUCCGACAGAAUACGUCAUUUUUAUUUCGGCAAUAAAAAGGUUAAUUUAGAAUCUAUGAGGGAAUUUGUCACGUUUGUUAACGACUGUGGAUUUAUAUAUCCCAUUCACAGAUUUGCGGGUAAAUUGUCGGAUCUAAUUAAUACGAAAGUUUUCAUGUACAAAUUUUCGAUGUUUUCAAAUCGAAAUGUGUAUGGUGCGGCCGGUGCUAAUUACAAGAUAACUGGGGCCUCGCAUUUGGAAGAUUUGAUGUAUCUGUUUGACGCCAAAAAAUUUGACUUGAAGAUUGAGACAACGAGCAGGGAAUAUCGUUUAAUUAAUCUGGCUUGCACAAUUUUUACCAAUUUUGCGAAAUUUGGUAAUCCAACACCGGACACAUCUCUGGGAGUGAAGUGGCCAGAAUACAAUAAAGAGACAAGAAAAUACUGCGACAUCGGAGAUGAGCUCACCAUUGGACUGGAUAACUACAGACAGACAGUCGACUUCUGGAAAAAAGUAUAUGAAGAUGCCGGUCUAGAAUUCUAAAAGAAAUUUGGGCCUAAUAAUUGUGGACCUCAAAAUCAAAGUAUCGUGUCUAGUUUCAGCGAAGACCUAGGAUAGUAUUUUUGUUCUUUUAAUUGUUAUUUCGACUUAAAACUGACUUUUCGAUCGAUUUUAUUAAAUAAGUUUCAUUCUAAAAAUGGUAGCGUCUACAAUAAGUACAUUAAAACUAAUUAUAAUUACAAACUAAUAUUCUUAGAUAAGUUGAAUUUUUUUUACCAAAUCAACAUUACCUAACUCUCGCGAUGUUUUUAAAAAUAUUAAUAAUACACAACAGUACUUGUCUACUGGGAAGGAGAAAGAAAUAGGUAAUUUAUUAAGACAGAAACUGAACUUGUACAUUUUCAAGUGAGAAUAAACAUGUUGGAUAUUAAAA